UAUAUAUAUUAAUUGAAGAGUUUGGUGUUAGAGAGCUGUUUGAAUCCGCCAUGGAAGGAGACAGCAGAAGAGGAGGAAGACAGGACCACCGCCACCGCCACCGCAACCCGCCUCUUCAAAUUGAUGAGACCUGGACCCUUAGGCCCGCCCUCGAUCAGGAACACAAUAUUGUCCAAGCCCAGCUCUCACCGCCUUCCUCCCCUUCUUCUUCUGCUACAGAAAGCAGAAUCGAACACACCGCCGCUAGUUUACCCAUCUCAUAUCGUAACCCCAGAACCCGUCAAAAUUCCAAGCGGGUGUCUGAGAAUCGGCGCUCCCAUCCGGUCAAUUCCAAGUUUGUGAAAGAACCUGAGGUGGGUUCUUUGAAUAACGAAGUGGGUUCUGUGAAUUCUUUGGAUUCUCAGAUAGGGUCUUUGAGUAUUGGGGAGAACGUCAGUGGGAAGCGAGAGAAAGAUGAUGAGGAGGAGGAGGAAGAAGGGAAGGGAAAAAGUAAGAAAGAGACAGUUGAGGUGUCCGAGUCAAGUGAGGGAGUGGAUGGUGUUUUGAAAAGAUUGGAAGAGCUGCGGUUGGGCAUGGAGGAGCGGGAAUUGUCGGAGGAGCAGCUGAGGAUUAAUGAUCAACUGCAGGAGGAUGAGUUACUUGCUAUGGAGUCCAUCUACGGAGACAAUGUUUUCAUGCUUGACAGACACAGCGGCUUAAGAUCUUUUCAGAUUCAUAUAGACAUUGAAGCACAGGGUGAAGUUGCUAUUACUGCAAAGCUAAAUUCAUCUGGUGAUUUUGAGACCAAAAUUGACAGUUCAGAUGAUUUCUCAUACUCUUUCAAAGUCCAAUAUCUUCCACCAAUUUUAUUGACUUGUUUAUUACCUAAAUCCUACCCAAGCCACCUACCUCCUUAUUUUACUAUCUCUGUUCAGUGGCUGGAUUCUAGUAGGAUUUCCAAUCUUUGCUCCAUGCUGGACACAAUAUGGAGAGAACAGCCAGGGCAAGAAGUCAUGUACCAGUGGGUGGAAUGGCUACAAAGUUCUUCUCUUUCUCAUCUUGGGUUUGAUAAAGAAAUAAUGCUUGGUCCUUAUGGCAUAAGACAUGCAGGAGAUAGGCGUGCAGUUUCUGGAAUUUUUUCGCCAGAUGUUGAUAUUCCUUCAAUAAAAAGUUACGACGAUGAGAGACACCAUGAGAACUUCCACAAAAACUUGCAUGAAUGCUGUAUCUGUUUUAGUGAGUAUGCAGGUAGUGAGUUCGUUAGACUGCCGUGCGAGCAUUUCUUCUGCUGCAAAUGCAUGAAGAUUUAUUCUGACAUGCAUGUCAAGGAAGGUACCAUAAACAAACUUCAAUGUCCUAAUGCAAAAUGUGGGGGCAUGGUCCCACCCACAUUGUUGAAACGAUUACUUGGUGAUGCGGAGUAUGAACGUUGGGAGUCCUUAAUGUUACAAAAAACGCUCGAUUCAAUGUCUGAUAUUGCUUAUUGCCCAAGAUGUGAAACACCCUGCAUAGAAGAUGAGGACCAGCAUGCUCAAUGCUCAAAGUGCUUCUUUAGCUUUUGUACACUUUGCAGGGAGCGGCGCCAUGUUGGCGCAGCGUGUAUGACAUCAGAACUGAGGCUUCGUAUUUUGCAGGAGCGCCAAAAUUCAUCUCAACUAAAAGAGGAUCAAUUGCUUAGAGAACGUGAGAUGAUCAAUGAAAUUCUUAGUGUCAAGGAAGUACUUCGUGAUGCUAAGCAAUGCCCAUCUUGUAAGAUAGCAAUUUCCAGAACUGAAGGUUGCAACAAGAUGAUGUGUAAUAACUGUGGGCAGUAUUUCUGCUACCGCUGUAACAAGGCGAUUGAUGGAUAUGAUCAUUUCAGGGAGGGGACAUGUGAUCUGUUCCCACAAGAAGCAAUUCAGGGGUGGGAAGAGCGCAUUAAUCCUCGUCAGGUGUUGGGUCAGAUUCGAGCUGGAUUCUUUGCUCAACAUGUUCAUGCAUGCCCUAAUUGUGGCCAAUUUAAUGCAAAGGUUGGAAAUAACAAUCAUAUAUUCUGCUGGGCAUGCCAAGUUCAUUAUUGCUAUUUAUGCAAAAAGACUGUGAGGCGUAGCUCUCAGCAUUUUGGACCCAGGGGUUGCAAACAGCACACGGCGGAGUAGUAGUGAUUCAGUGAACACCAUCAGAUGUGUAUAGCCUAUUUGAAAGGAGCAAACCAAGCAUUUGGUGAUAAUCUCUUUGAAGAGCACUUGCUACCAAAUCUGUUGAGGCUGCUUGUGGUAAUUUAUAUAAAAUUCCAGGGUAUUGAGGGAAGGCCCUUGUAGUGCAAGGCAUUCAAUGGCUCCCAUCUUGUUCAUAAUUUGAUUCAAACUUUUCCUUUGCUUCAGCGCUUUGCCAUUACUUUCUUUCCUUUGGGUGAUGUUUUGAGUGUAAUUUUUGUUUGGUUCCAUGUCGGAUGUCCUCUGUAGAUAGAGAGCUGUUGUUGUACUGAGCAUGCUCUUCCAGUUUUGGAGUUGAGAGCUUGAGAGUAUUCAACCAGAAAAAAGUGACAAAAAAUAAAAACUGAAAACUUUUGAGUUGAUU
Corylus avellana is the source of this 2538-nucleotide messenger RNA. It is a transcript of the gene NHL8, whose product is annotated as NDR1/HIN1-like 8. NCBI's taxonomy places the organism in Eukaryota, Viridiplantae, Streptophyta, Magnoliopsida, Fagales, Betulaceae. The record is from RefSeq and is a predicted model, not a curated record. Gene Ontology annotation, molecular function: ubiquitin-protein transferase activity; protein binding; zinc ion binding. Gene Ontology annotation, biological process: protein ubiquitination.